UUAAGAUGCGUGCUCUGCUGAGGAAAUGGGAGUUGGAAGCAGCUCUGCUCCAGUGCUUUCCCUAACCCCGCCACUGCCCCUGUGCUGAUUCAUUGAUUUGGACGGGUUAUAUACUGGGAGGGGAAGAAUGAACCACACUCUGCUCUCUCGCCAGCACGGAGCUGUGCUCGCUCGGCGCUCGUGGCUGCAGGACACUCGGGCCAAAUGGAGCAGGGAGGCUGGCAGCGGUGGCUGCUGCUGCUUGUGGGCAUCCAGCUGGCCAGUAGCCAGUGCCCAGAGCAGUGCAAGUGCGUCCGUAGCGCCCAGGUGGAGUGCUCUGGCGCCAACAUCACCGCGGUCCCCAGCCCCAUCCCUGCCAACGCCAUGACCCUGCAGAUCAUCAACACGCGCAUCGCCGAGCUGGGCGCCGCCGCCUUCGGCAACGCCUCCCUGCUGAUCGGGCUGCGCGUGGAGAAGAACGCCCUGUCACGCAUCAGCCCCGCGGCCUUCCAGAACCUGCCCGACCUGCGCUACCUCAGCCUGGCCAGCAACAAGCUGCAGGAGCUCCCUGUGCAGGUCUUUGAGCCUCUGGACAAGCUGGAGUCUCUGCUCCUCUCCAGCAACCAGAUCCUCCAGGUUGAGCCUUCCCACUUCGCCCAUCUGAGCAACCUCAAGGAGCUGCAGCUGCACGGGAACGACCUGAAGGAGCUGCAGGAGGGGGUGUUUGACCAGCUGACCAGCCUCACCAAGCUCAACCUGGCCAGGAACAACAUCGACCGCCUGCCGCCCCGUGCCUUCGAGCGGCUGGCGCGGCUGCAGGUGCUGCGGCUCUACGAGAACCGGCUCCGGCACAUCCCGGCGGGCGCCUUUGAUGGGCUGCCGGAGCUGCAGGAGCUGGGGCUGCACCAGAACCAGCUGGAGACGCUGUCCCCGGAGCUCUUUGUGCACAACACCAACCUGCAGAAGCUCUACCUGUCCAACAACCUCCUCACCACUCUGCCGAGCGGCGUCUUCGUGCCCCUGCACGCUCUCGCCAAGAUCACCCUGCACGUCAACCGCCUGCGGGACAUCUCCCCCGGCGCCUUUGGGCCCAUGCCCAACCUGCAGGAGCUCUGGCUUUACGACAACGAGCUUUCCACCCUCCCCACUGCCGUCUUCAGCAACCUCACCCAGCUGCAGCUCCUGGUUCUCAGCAAGAACCGGCUGCGGUCUGUGGCACCGGGGGCGUUCCAGGGCUUGGGGGAGCUGCUGGAGCUGUCGCUGCACUCCAACGCCCUGCGCCGCCUGGAUGCCCGGGCGCUGGAGGGGCUGCCCAAGCUGCAGAACAUCUCUCUGCACCACAACCAGCUGCAGGCGCUGCCACGGGGCCUCUUUGGAGGCACCCCCGGGCUGCGGCACCUGCAGCUGCACUCCAACGCCCUGGAGUACCUGCCUGCCGGCAUCUUCUCCCCGCUGACUGCCCUGCGAGAGGUGAGGCUGCACAACAACUCCUGGCGCUGUGACAAGGGCAUCCUGCCCCUGCAGGGCUGGCUGGAGGAGAACCCUCACAAGGUGGGUGAGAUACCCCCGCUGUGUGCCCAGCCUCCCGCCCUGCAGGGCGUCCCCAUCGCCGGGCUGCCAAAGGACCAGUUCCUCAACCCCCAGCCCCCCACUGCUGCUCCCCAUCCCAGCACCCUGCUCCCUGCUGACACCUCUGAGGCAGCGUCACCGGAAGAUGCCUCAAUGGAGCCCCCCACGGGGCUGCCAGCCUCCCCAAGGGAGGAGGAAGAGGAGAAGAAGGAGGAGGAGGAGAGGGGGCAGUGGGGGCUGACACGCCUGCAGAGUGGGGUGGUGAUAGCAGUCAUCGUGCUGGUGUGUGUGGCCCUGCUGGCUGCUCUGGUGGCACUGGUGGUCUAUGGCUGCAGGAAGAAGAGCCAUGUUGAGCUCAUGAGGAUGAAGGCUCCGAAUGAAGCCUGAGUAUCUGGCAGACCCUGAGGGCAGAGGUGCUUGUGGGGUCAAAGGACAUGACAGUGGCUCUGCAUCAGCUGCCCUUGCUGACUGGGAUGGGACAACAUCACCGUGUGUGCUGUGUGUACCAUUGUCCUGCUCUGCUUUGCCCUGCCCCUGCUCUGCAGCAGAGCCUCCCCACCGAGUCACCUCCCAUGGCUGCCCACUAUCCCCAGCCCUUCCUGCCUCCAGUGCAGCCUCUGUGCUCCUUCCCUGCCCUGUCCAGCAGCUGAGGUGUGGGAUGCAGAAAGGGACCCCUCGAGCCAGCAGCCAUGGCCUGGCCAUGAUGGUGCUUUACCCCAAAUAAAGGAAUCCCCCAUCCUUCACCUUGCAUCGUUCCCUGCAGUGCUGCUGCCCUCGUGCUGCCUGCUGCCCUCACCACCUUCCCCACCUCCUGCCCCACCGUGCCUCCCCCUGCCCCUGCCUGGGCAGGCAGUGUGAGCUGGGCCAGGAGCCGAGCGAGCACCUUCGCCCCAGGAGAGCUGCAUGUCCUCAGCUGCUCCAUCCCUCACCAGUGCCUGGGCAGGGCUCCCUGCAGGGCUGGGUUGUGCCAGGCUGGCACACCCUGAGUGUCUCAGCUGCGUCCCAGUUGCCCUCCCUGCCUGCAGGCAGGGCAGGCCAGAGCACAGCCAGCACUGUCUCCUGCUCCCGGCAUCUGCCUGCUUCCCUCCCGCCAGCAGAGCCACGGGACAGUGUGCUGGCAUUGGGGAUGGGCAGGGGCAGCCCCCCACCCUCUCUGUAUGCUGGUGCUGACCCUGCUGGUGCUGUGCCCCUGCCUCAGCCCCGCAGGGUGCCAGGGGCUUGCACUGGCCCCACUGUGAGGGUAGAGAAAUGGGACACUCAUUUCCUUAACACCCUCCACCAGCUAGCGAGCACCCUGGUCCUGCACUGCUUGACAAAGCUUCUUCAUCCUCUUCUUACUCCCUUGAGUGCCCUCCUGUGUGUGCCCGGUGCCCCUGCCUGGUGGCAGCCCUUGCCUGGGGGGAUGCUGGCAGCACAGAGUGCAGGGGUCAGAGAGUGCUGGCUGCUCUGCAGUUUGCAGAUGGGAGCCACGCCAUUCCCCCACAGCACCUGUAUCCAGCUCCUUCUCCAGCUGCAGCGUGACCAUGGGGGGUUCAGCUCACCUCCAUGUGUGCUGCAGCGGCACCAGGCUGCCCGAGGACUGCUGCUGUGGGACAAGGUGUGUGUUUGGUGUCCAAACUGCUGGCUGCUCACAGCACCUCAGUGGCCAGUGCUGGCACAAGCAGCUGCAGGCUGGUGCACAUGAUGGGCCACUCCUCUGGGCCGAGUCCUGCAUUGUAACAGGAGACACAGGACUGUCACGGGGCUGUUGGGUGCUGAUGUGUGACCUCCUCAUUAAAGUGCCA
This is a messenger RNA of Ficedula albicollis (Collared flycatcher), 3332 nucleotides long. RefSeq names its product leucine-rich repeat-containing protein 15-like. The transcript is spliced from 2 exons. NCBI's taxonomy places the organism in Eukaryota, Metazoa, Chordata, Aves, Passeriformes, Muscicapidae. The record is from RefSeq and is a predicted model, not a curated record. Gene Ontology annotation, cellular component: extracellular matrix. Gene Ontology annotation, molecular function: protein binding. Bases 205 to 1935 code for a protein of 576 amino acids.